Molecule: messenger RNA, 1577 nt
Organism: Zingiber officinale
Lineage: Eukaryota; Viridiplantae; Streptophyta; Magnoliopsida; Zingiberales; Zingiberaceae
Product: octanoyltransferase LIP2p, chloroplastic-like
Exons: 6
Coding region: 195-1076 (293 amino acids)
Biological process (GO): protein lipoylation
Cellular component (GO): mitochondrion
Molecular function (GO): lipoyl(octanoyl) transferase activity
Source: RefSeq, a predicted model, not a curated record
UUGGCGGAGGUUGCAAUGCCGCCAAUUUGGCCGGUGAGCUCCAAGCCUCCAACCGGCCGCCAUCUGAUUAGUCGACUGUGGAACGAUUGUUCUCAUAGAGAUGCUGUGGAUCGGCCACCUUUCUUUCGGAGCUAUCGAUGUUCGCCCGUCGCGUGGGAUUGGACUUUUGAGCUCGAUUUUAAAGGUGAUACAAUAUGUCGAUAACGAAUCAUUGGUCCAUUGCUUCUCCUCCACCACUUCACGCCAAAGUAAAAAAUCAAUCAUCUGUCCGUUUGAGAUUCUCGAAUGGGCCUGAUACGGAAGUUACAACAUUUAAGCAGGAUUCAAACAGAAGGUGUAAAUAUUUUGAUAUGCACAAACAGGUUGUUCCUUACACGGAAGCAUGGUCUUGGCAAAAAUCAAUUGUAGCUAGGAGACAAACUUUAGCAAGGAAAGAUGAAGAUAAUUCUGACAUGUUAUUAGUCCUUCAGCACCCUCCAGUUUAUACACUAGGGACAGGUAGUUCAGAGGAGCACUUGAAUUUUGAUAUACAAGAUAGUCCCUAUGAUGUUUAUCGGACUGAGCGUGGUGGGGAGGUCACAUAUCAUGGCCCUGGCCAGCUGGUUAUGUAUCCUAUCCUCAAUUUAAGGCAUCACAAAAUGGAUCUGCACUGGUACCUCCGGUCACUUGAAGAAGUAGUCAUCCGGGUCCUAUCGUCCACUUUCUCUAUAAAGGCCGCAAGACAUGAGAGUCUAACUGGAGUUUGGAUCGGAAACCAAAAGAUUGCUGCGAUUGGGAUUCGAGCUUCUCAGUGGAUAACCUAUCAUGGCCUUGCGCUGAAUGUUACCACAGAUUUGACUCCUUUUCAGUUCAUUGUCCCCUGCGGCCUACGCGACAGAGGAGUUUGUAGUCUGAAAAAUGCGUUGCAGACUUCACCAAACUGGAAUGUCGGUGAUAUGCCAUUGAUGGACUUGACACAUGAAUCCCUAAUGAAAGAAUUCUCUGAAGUUUUCCAACUGUCUCUCGACAUCCAGUGUGUUUCUGACAGUGACUAUAGUUUAUUCAGCAGUGACAGCGAGGAUUGUGCUUCAGUUUAACAAGUUAUUUCAACUAAAAAGAUUGCAUCAGAACUUUUUAUUAAGUGUAUGUAGUAAUACAGAUGGAUCAAGGGGAGGAGAAGGCAUCUGUCUCCAGCCAUAUGUCGUCGGCCAGAGCAUCAUUGCCGCAGUCAGCGUCCUUGCAGAGGAGGGGCAGUGGUGGCGGUUGAGUAAGACUAGUGUGGAACAUGUGCCUCCGGUGGCGUAUCCUUUGCAGCACGGCAUCCUUGUCGAGGGGGCGGCCGCCAUGUGGAAGGAGGCAGAGGCUGGUUGUUACAUCGCUUCCUAAUACCGGCAGCUGUUGUUUCUCCGGUGAGACAGAGGAAGAGGAGGGAGGCUUUGGGGGAAGAUUGAAAGCCAUGGCUGAAGGCAGAGUGCCCUCUCAUAGUCUCAACCAGUAGGAUUAUAUAGACUGAGAAAGAGUCUAAUUUGUCUAAAAUAUUCAUAAAUACACGCACACAAAUAGAACAUUGUUUUUUCGGCGUUUUUAUUUAUAAAAAA